CGGGCAGCGGCGCGGCGGCGCAGCCUCGCGAGAGCGCGGCCGCUGCGGCAGGAGCAGCGGGCGGCGGCAGGGCCGGGCCCCCACCGAGGCGCGAGCCGAGCCGGGGCCGCCGGCGCGGGCAGGGCGCUGCGGGGCCCCGCGCCCGCCGCGCUGCGCUGCGCUGCGCUGCGCUGAACUGAGCUGAACUGCGCUGCGCACGCUUUGGCGGAGAUCUGCGGUUUCCCUACCUUUGCCGUGGGCCGGAGAGGCUGAGAGCGCGCCGGCAUGGCAGAAAAAGUGAACAACUUCCCUCCGCUCCCGAGGUUCAUCCCUCUGAAGCCAUGUUUCUACCAGGACUUCGACGCGGAGAUCCCACCGCAGCACCGCACCAUGGCCAAGCGGCUCUACUACCUCUGGAUGCUGAACAGCAUCACCUUGGCGGUGAAUCUCGUGGGCUGCCUCGCAUGGCUCAUUGGAGGCGGCGGAGCUGUUAAUUUUGGACUGGCAAUUCUCUGGCUCAUUCUCUUUACGCCCUGCUCCUAUGUCUGCUGGUUUAGACCUAUUUACAAAGCUUUCAAGACAGACAGCUCCUUCAGCUUCAUGGCCUUCUUCUUCACCUUCAUGGCCCAGCUGGUGAUCAGCAUUAUCCAGGCAGUGGGAAUCCCUGGCUGGGGUGUCUGUGGCUGGAUUGCAGCAAUUUCCUUCUUUGGGACCAACGUGGGGUCAGCCGUGGUGAUGCUGAUCCCCACCGUCUUGUUCACAGGGAUGGCGGUCUUCUCCUUCAUCGCUCUCACGAUGGUGCAUAAAUUUUACCGGGGGAGCGGCGGGAGCUUCAGCAAGGCGCAGGAGGAGUGGACCACGGGCGCCUGGAAGAACCCCCACGUGCAGCAGGCAGCGCAGAGCGCGGCGGCGGGGGCCGCGCAGGGGGCCAUGAUGCAGCACGAGACGCAGUACUCGGCCACCCCCAACUACACCUACUCCAACGAGAUGUGAGCAGCCGGACCUUGUCCUCGGGCGCCGCAGCGGGGGGGAAGGGAGGAGGAGGAAGACGGCUGAGCCGAGUCUCUGCAGCUGUUUCGGAAAGGCAGAGUGUACCAUAACGGAUGAUUCUUUCCUCUGUUCUCUGUAAUAACAUUUUUUUUCCUUUUUUUUCUUUGCUGUCUUCAGCUCUUUUUUUCCUCUAUUUUAUUUUUUUUCAUUUUGAAGAGGCUGUGAGUUGACCUGCAGGACUCUUGUUGUGCGUGGUAGUAGGUGUAUGUUCGUGUGUUUUCUUUUCCCUGUGAAAUAGUGUAUGGUGGUGGUUUUUAAAUUACUGUAGUGAUAGGUGUAUGUUAGAAGUACAUCAGCCAAAAGCCCCCCCCCCAAAAAGGAAAGAUAAAAAUAGCAACCAGCACCCAUCUCUGUUCUUGUGAAAAGAGCUGAACUACAGAUUUUAUUUUUUUCCUCCUCUUUCAGUCGGUGGUGUCCAGCCAUUUGCCACUGUCUCUCCCCAGGGCAAACAGUCCUGGGAAUUCUCCUCUUCUUUUGCUUUUUAACUAGCAGGUGGCUGGCUGAUUUAGUGUUUAAAAAUAAACAAAUAAGAUAACUCAAUCCUGCUGUUGAUAUGCUGGAAGCUGAGAGAUUCCUAAUCUACCCCCUGGCUCAGGAUCUACAACUUCUCUCAGUACGUGGUGUUGUAAAUGAGUAGUUUACACUUUUGCCAUGGAAAACCAGUAUUAGUGUGUGAUUGUGACCAAGAGCCACAGUGCACUCUGUGUGUGUGUGCGUGCGUGUGUGUUUAUGUUGGAGUGAGGACCAUUUUCCCUGUAAAACUGGCCCAUUUGAGAUUCUGCAUCCUGAGUCUGUUUUUUAAAGGAUUCUAUUUAGAAAAGUGACUAAAAUUGGCGGAGUGUUUCUCAGAGGACCUAUUCUUGGGCAAGGCUGCAGGUCCAAUCUUGCCACCCCAUAUGCAAGCACAUAAAAGCAGUCUCACUGACUGACUAAACAGGGUGACCAAGAUUUGGCCCUGUUACCUUUUGAAGCAUGCACUAAUUUAGGGCCCUUUAGGGAACCUCCAGGCUAAAAGACGAUGGUGGCAAUAAUUCCUUCUCUCUUGCAACUUCUAAAAAGGUCAGUGGAGCUUGGCUAUGUAACUCCGCUAGCCUGCCUUGCCCGUAAGAGAGGUCCCAGCUCCUUCGGCCCUGAAACCCUGCCCGCUCAGCGGAGGUCGAGCUCCAAGGAAGUGUCUUGCACAUUAGCAGGAGGCAGGUGAGCUCAUGCUGCCCCGUCUUGGGGGAGAUUCAGGGAAGGGGAAAGGUGGCCGGCAGAUCCUGGAAAAGACUUGGAUUCAUAAGUGGAGCUAGUGGACUUCACAGGGCAGGAGUAGGAAAUGCUCCUUCUCAGAGAUGCUUUUCAUACUCUAAUUGCACUUUAAAUAGAGCGGUCAGAUUUUUCUCUAACUCAUGGAAAAGCAGCCCUAGUACAGGCUGAUCUGGCCCCUUUGCUCAAAUUUCUCUCGCCCCACAAGUUUCGCUUGCCGCAGGCAGACGCUCGCCCUAUGGGUUACCAGCUCAGUGUGCCACAGCCUGGCUGUAAUCUUUCCCCCAGCCUCGCCAGCGAGAGCUUUGCAAGUCGCCAACCUCUUGACCCCCAUCCCUCUAGCUGCUUAAUGAUGCUUGUAUGUGAAAUUCAUCCCCAAGAAUCAUGCCAAAAAGGAAUUUAUUUUUUUCCAGCAAAGCACACCAAGAAUAGUUUCCUCUUAAGGGGACCACUUCAGUCAUCCUGCAGUAGCCGGUUGUCUCUUGACAAGACUAAAAUGCAGCUAAUGAUAGAGAUGCCUCGGUGUGUGUGUAUGUGUAUAUAUAUAUAUGUAUAAAACGUAAAGAGAAAACUAAUCCUUUGCUGAGCCUAUUAUGUACUUAUUCAGGUUUAAAUAUUGUGCAAUUCAUUUAUAGCUAGCCUAAAACUUACUAUGCCAAAUCAUGUGCUCUGUCAUCCCAUGUGUGAGAAAUGCUGAAUUAACAGUAACUUCA
This is a messenger RNA of Dromaius novaehollandiae (emu), 2990 nucleotides long. It is a transcript of the gene SCAMP5, whose product is annotated as secretory carrier membrane protein 5. The transcript has 7 exons. Bases 265 to 972 code for a protein of 235 amino acids. Gene Ontology annotation, cellular component: trans-Golgi network membrane; recycling endosome membrane. The record is from RefSeq and is a predicted model, not a curated record. Lineage: Eukaryota; Metazoa; Chordata; Aves; Casuariiformes; Dromaiidae. Gene Ontology annotation, biological process: protein transport.